AUGGCCUCACAAACAGUAGUCACCGACUACGAGACUGGUGGACCCGACGUCAAGGGCGUCCUGGCUCCGAACGAGGAUAAGAAGUCUUCGCUCGAUGGCUCGGACGUGGUUGCAGAGCUUGAGCAUGGAGAAGGACGGCUACCCACGGAGGAGGAACGAGCGACUCUACGGCUUGUUUCUGGCCCCAUCCCCUGGGCGGCAUACCUCAUCUGCCUGGUCGAGUUUGCGGAGAGGGCAUCCUACUAUGGAUGCACUGGCGUUUUCGCGAACUUUAUCCAGCGACCCUUACCUUUGAAUGGUAACGGAGCUGGAGCACCUCCCCGAGGCACACAAGCGACAGCAGGAGCUUUGGGAAUGGGUCUUGUUGCGGCAACUGGAAUCACCAAGACAUUUUCUUUCCUAGCAUAUACGCUCCCCAUUCUAGGCGGUAUAAUGGCCGACACCAAAUGGGGCCGAUUUAAGACUAUUGCUAUCGGUACAGCUAUUGGAGCGGUGGCGCACAUCGUCAUGGUCAUCUCGGCUAUUCCUUCCGUAAUACAAGGAGGACAUGCCCUGGGACCCUUCAUUCUCUCUGUUCUUCUGUUGGCUCUCGGAACCGGGUUUAUCAAGGCCUGCAUCGCACCCAUCAUCGCUGAUCAAUCCGUUGUCCACGUUCAAUCUGUCAAGACUCUCCCAACAGGCGAGAAAGUCAUUAUCGACCCCGGAGCAACCAUUCAAAGCAUGCUGAUGGUUUACUACUGGUCCGUCAAUGUCGGCGCUUUCUUUUCGGUUGCAACCAGCUACUCCGAGAAACGAAUCGGCUUCUGGCUUGCCUACCUCCUUCCAGGAAUCCUCUACAUCCUCAUGCCGAUAACUCUUGUCGUUGUUUAUUCCAAGCUUGUUCGACUCCCGCCGCAGGGCUCCGUGGUGCUCGAUUCAUUCAAAGUUUUCAAGACUCUCCAUGAGCGUGCGGGUUUUAAAGGCAUGAUGAAGGGUGGAGAUAACUGGAACGUUGCUAAACCUUCAAAUAUCGAGGCGGCUGGUGGACUGAAGACCAAGAAGGCUGGUUGGAUAACGUGGGACGACGAAUUCGUCGACGAACUUAAACGGACAAUUGUUGCCUGCAAAUUGUUCCUUUUCCUGCCUAUUUUCAGUCUUGCCGAUGACGGUCUCGGAACGAUCCAAAACAACCAGGGUGCUUCACUUCGCACUGACGGGGCGCCGAACGACCUUUUGGGAAAUUUCAACGCCCUGACCAUCAUUUUCGCGACUCCCUUGCUCAACUUUGUCGUCUAUCCCUGGCUCCGAAAAAUAGGCAUUAAUUUCUCCCCUAUCCGACGUAUCGUUGCGGGCUUCCUCGUCGCCGCACUGGCCAUGGCCACUGGCGCGAUCAUUCAAUGGCGCAUCUACGAAACCUCUCCUUGUGGUUAUUAUGCUUCGGACUGCUCCAUCGGAACCGGGGUGUCGCCCAUCUCAGUCUGGGUCCAGAUUCCCCUCUACUCCCUGCCUGCAAUCGGCGAGCUUUUCGUAAACGUGACGAGCUACGAAAUUGCUUAUACGCGUGCGCCUCAGCGCAUGAAAGGCGUCAUUUUCGCCAUCGUGCUCUUCAUGAGUGCUUUGUCGUCGGCGCUCACGCUUAUCAUCUCGCCCUCGUUUGUUGACCCCAACCUCAUCUGGCCCUUCGUCGGUCUUGGCGCGGUUUGUGUUGUUGCUGCCGUGCUCAUCUGGAUAUUGUUCCAUGAGAUGGAUGAUGAGGAGGCCGAGGUUUUGGCUAUCGGGGCGUCGAGAAAAAUUGAGGGCAUUGUACGACCUGGCGAAAGCGCUAAGGAGAAAGACCUCCAAUAA
Messenger RNA from Mycena indigotica, 1824 nucleotides. Its product is annotated as PTR2-domain-containing protein. Gene Ontology annotation, biological process: transmembrane transport. Lineage: Eukaryota; Fungi; Basidiomycota; Agaricomycetes; Agaricales; Mycenaceae. Gene Ontology annotation, molecular function: dipeptide transmembrane transporter activity. The transcript has 16 exons. Gene Ontology annotation, cellular component: membrane. The record is from RefSeq and is a predicted model, not a curated record. Bases 1 to 1824 code for a protein of 607 amino acids.